Messenger RNA from Toxorhynchites rutilus septentrionalis, 2307 nucleotides. RefSeq names its product dynein intermediate chain 3, ciliary-like. Gene Ontology annotation, cellular component: outer dynein arm. Bases 427 to 2196 code for a protein of 589 amino acids. Lineage: Eukaryota; Metazoa; Arthropoda; Insecta; Diptera; Culicidae. The transcript has 5 exons. Gene Ontology annotation, molecular function: dynein light chain binding; dynein heavy chain binding. Gene Ontology annotation, biological process: cilium movement; outer dynein arm assembly. The record is from RefSeq and is a predicted model, not a curated record.
ACUACGUAUGAAUCAGUGCAAGUAGGAAUUCUGUGUGGCGCAAGAAAGGUUUCGGUCUUAUCAGGAAUCGAAAUCGGAACUCCCGUCACGUUAUAUUGGUUAGCAUUCAAAUGAAAGAAAUGUAUGUAAAGAUAAUUCAAAGAAACGACAAUCUCACCUGUUGAUCACUUAUAUACCGAAGUAAACGCAUUUUGCCCCAUCUGUUGAGCAAGUAACACGUUUUGUUGGACAGGCGCAAUUCUGUCCCAUCACGAGCCCACUGAAUCAACAAGUAUAAUUGAUUGUUUCUUCGGUUACUACGUUACGUUGGCAGCUAGUUGAAUAGAAGUAAACAACCUUGACAAGAAGAAAAGGAAAUUUUCUCUGGAGUACAAUUUUCGAGUAUUGAAUUCGGAAAAUUUUUGGAAAGAAACAUCUGCAUCAAAGAUGGAUAUUGAGUACGCGUAUAACAAGGAACGUCGUGACUUCGGCCGCCAAUGUCUGUUUUCGGACAAGAACAAAGUCGAGUUCUCGGAACCAGCCAAUCAUGAAUACUUCAAGGAUUACAUUCUCCGUGAUCCUGUUCACCUUGGAACACAGUACAGCCGUCAAAUGGCCUUGAGUGAAAUAAAUACCGAGAGUGCGGAAUACGAGAAUCGUGGAAUACUGCACUCGGAAGGUGGGUGGCCGAAGGAUGUGAACUAUCUGGAUCCCGAGCAGACUGUUCGAUACCGUAGAAAGAUUGAGAAGGAUGAAAACUAUGUGACUCAGCUAACAGCACUUACAAAGCCUAUGGAGCACUAUAUCUAUCAGAACAAUGCGGUGAAUAUUUACGAGAGUUACUUCGAGGGUUUGGAGCCGGCCCCUUUGAUGGAGAAAAGCAAUUCGAGGACUUUGAAUGUUUACAGAGAUCCAUCGAUCUACAAGCAACCGGUGACCCAUUUAUCCUGGUCGCCAGAUGGAGGUUCGAAGAUAGCUGUGUCACAUUGUAAUAUGAAUUUUCACGAAACAACCGGGAAGGCCGUAUGUUCGUAUAUUUGGGAAACGGAGAAUCCAAACGCUCCACUGCUGAGAUUUACUCCGCACAGUUCUAUGGUUUGCUUGGAAUACAAUCAAAAAGAUCCCAGUACUCUCGUUAGUGGUAUGUAUAACGGACAGGUGGCCGCAUGGGAUACGAGGAACGAAAAGGCGCCAGUUAUGAUAAGCGCGCGCGAGUUUUCUCACCGAGCGCCGGUUAAUUCUGCUUUAUGGAUAAAUUCAAAAAGUGGCACCGAGUUCUUUUCCGGAUCAUCUGACAGCCAGGUCAUGUGGUGGGAUACGAGGAAACUUUCGCAGCCAAUUGAUACUCUUCUAAUGGAUCCUAUCAAAUCGGAUGAGCAGGACUUAUCCCGUUCCUACGGAGUUAGCUGUUUGGAGUAUGAAACUUCGAUACCAACAAGAUUUAUGUGUGGAACCGAACAAGGAAUGUUGUUCUCUUGCAAUAGGAAGGGUAAAUCACCACAGGAGAAAAUCGUGUUCAGGCUCCAAUGUCACACUGGACCAAUCUACUCUCUCACACGUAAUCCGGCAUUCGUUAAAAACUUCCUCACGAUAGGAGAUUGGAUUGCGCGCAUUUGGUCGGAAGAUUGCCGAGAGAGUUCAAUCAUUUGGACGAAGCAUCAUAAUGUCAUGUUAACGGAUGGUGUAUGGAAUCCCACACGGUACUCUAUAUUUUAUGUAAGCCGCGUUGAUGGUGUUCUCGAUGCGUGGGAUUUGCUGCAACAGCAGAGUGAGCCGAUUCUGAGCAUCAAGGUGUGUGACGAAAGUUUGAAAUGUUUGCGGGCUCAUGAAACGGGAUAUUUGGUGGGAGCGGGUAGCAGCAAAGGAGCCACUUUUUUGUUGGAAAUGUCCGAUAACAUGACCUCGAUCAAAAAUGACAAACCAUUGCUAACGGCGAUGUUAGAACGUGAAAAUCGUAGGGAAAAGAUUCUGGAAGCUAAAUCGAGGGAGAUGAAACUCAAAGUGCGUACGUUACAUCGACAAGAAGACGUUGUCGAAGAGAAACCUAAAUUGUUCCAGUGUAAAUCUGCGUGUGAUGCUGCUGAGCAAGAAUAUUUCCAAGUCCUGGAGAAGGAGAGAAAAGCAAGAUCCCCCGAAGAAUAUGACCAAGAAUAUGAUGCUCGGAAAAUUGCGGAACAAGUAAAAGAUGACGUUUCAGAUGAUGAAUUUAAAGAAUAAGGAAUGUCUCUUUCUUCAACAAGCUAGAAUGUAGCUCAUUUACAUGGGUCGAUUAAAAAUGCGAACAAUUAGCAUUGUCAUCUAAUAUAUUGCCUUUAAAUAAAUUAUCCA